This is a messenger RNA of Calidris pugnax (ruff), 2295 nucleotides long. RefSeq names its product killer cell lectin-like receptor subfamily G member 1. Bases 194 to 901 code for a protein of 235 amino acids. The transcript is spliced from 8 exons. The record is from RefSeq and is a predicted model, not a curated record. Lineage: Eukaryota; Metazoa; Chordata; Aves; Charadriiformes; Scolopacidae.
CUCGGAGCAUCAGGUCUGCAGUUGGGGACCUACCCAGUGGGUUGGGACACCACCUAAGGUAAACUCCUGCAGGUUGAGAGCCCUCGCUUGAUUUGGUGAAGCCCUUGCUUUAUUUGAGUCACAUAUGGAUACCAGAAGAGAUGCAUCACCUGUUCUGCUAUUGUAUUUCAGCUUCCUCCUGUGGAAUUAAGAAAUGAUUCCAAGCUGCAGGGAGGAAAUUUCUAUUGACCGCCAGGGAAAUUCAGAUCCAGACUUGGACUUUGAAACUAAUUCCACUUUUAAAUUACAACUAAAAAAAAGUGAAAAAAAGCAACAGUUAAAAGCAUGUGAUGGGAAUAAAAACGAGCACAUCUAUCUGAACGUGAAACACAGCCCUUCUUCCAAGAAAGAGAUGAUGAGAAGAGAAACAACAGAGGAGAACAAGAACAUCAAGAACAAAGAUUCUCCUGUGUCAUGUACUACCUGCUGGAUUAUCACAGUCACCCUAGGGAUCCUCUUCUUGGCAUUGGUGGGAACAGUAGUGUUUUUUUUUAUCAAGGGCUGUCCACGCUGCCCUGAGCAGUGGGUGGCUUACAGAGGGAGCUGCUACUCCUUCUCCAAGGAGAAGAAGGACUGGAAUUCCAGCCAGCGAUCCUGCUGGGAGCAGGGAGCUCAUCUCCUGGUGAUCAGCGAUGCCAGCUGCAUGGACCUGUUCCAGAGUAUUCAGCCAGAAUGUUUCUGGAUUGGACUGAGGAACAGCACAGGCUCUGGCUGGAUAUGGGAAGAUGGCUCUAUACUCAAUGGCACCAAGGUCUCCUCCAACAGCCCUGUGCAACACUGCGCCGUCCUGAUGAAAGGUCAAUUUCAGGCCUCCAGCUGUCAAUUUAAUGCUCCAUGGAUCUGUGAGAAAUCUCUUAGAUAAAGCCCGUGUGCAUUUUCAUCUCAUAACCAUCUCAUCAGUGGUGCAAGUGGAUCAUUCUCCUGCAAACCAAAGCCCUGCACAAGACCAAGGGCUUGCCCUUCCCACACCCUCACAAAGGUGCUUUGCAGGGACAGUCUUGUUGCCCGUAAGGGUGAGUUGUCCUCAGUGGUAGUUCCAUUCCCAGGCCACACGUGUUGGAUUGCUGCUGUUUGUGACCAGAUGAGACCUGGGACAUAUUCCCUGACCUACCCCUUGCCUUAUUUGUCCUAUAAUAGGCCAUCAAAAGGUUUGUCACAACAGAUACUGGGUCUUCAGAUCUCAUGUUCCUCUGUUCCUAAACAUCAGAUGUCAUUUCCACUUCCUGCAUCUCCAUUGUCUGGUGCCAGCAGGACCAGAAAAAUGAAGUGUGAUGCUCACUGCCGGAAACAUAUAAACAGACUUCUCCCAGUGGCAGCCUCUUUUUUUGGCAUCCCAGUGAUAGAAGUGGGAGAAAAGAGGGUGAAAUGAGACCACAACUUCUGUAAAUCUCUCAGUGAAAACAAACCUGCAGUACUGCACUGGACCAAAAGUGUGUACCCAUGUCAUUUCUUCUCUCUGUUGGAAGGAACCAGCUGCACACCACGUUUUACAAGCCAGCUUCAACCAAACCAGUCAGGAGGCUGGACUUCUGGAGUCAAAGGAAUACAGUUAGUUGUGUGUUAUUAUUGAAUCAACCAAGAACGUGUUUCCCUCUCCAGGAACUAAAAGAUUUGAGUUCUCAUCUCAGAUCAUCUGGGUUACUUUGGGUGAGUCAUUUUGUCUGUGCCAGAGUCCAUUCAACUCUCAAAAGAAGAUGCUGUCCCUGACUCCUAAGAAGUUGCCAGGGCCUAUGAAAUAGAAUCAUAGAAUCAUGGAACCAUAGAAUCGUGGAAUUGUCUAGGUUGGAAGGGACCUUAAAGAUCAUCUAGUCCAACCAUCAACCUAACUCUGAUUAAAAAACCCCCAACAAAACCCCACAUCACUAAGCCGUGUCACUAAGCACUCUGUCAACCCAUCUUUUUAAUACCUCCAGGGAUGGUGGGACAACCUGCUGGAGCUGACUCCUUUUCAUCAGGGAGCAGAGGGACUGGAUGAUCUCAAGAGUCCCCCUCAGCCUGAAGACAGGUGUGACAAUUGCUUUCAUCCAGUCCUCAGGUCCUCAAUAACUAUCCUGGUUGCCAUUACCUUUCAAAAAUAACCAGGAGUGUCCUUACAAUUACAUCAGCAGAAAUGUUAUAGUACGAGCGCUUUAACCCAAUAUGGAAUCCAUGGUGGUUAGUAUAUUUUGAACAAUCUAUAAGAAGAUAGCAGCUCCAGUACUUCUCUACAGGAAUCAGAAACCCAGCAACCUAAUAGAGGUUUAUGAGAUGUCUCCC